Coccidioides posadasii C735 delta SOWgp is the source of this 1071-nucleotide messenger RNA. It is a transcript of the gene ADE1, whose product is annotated as Bifunctional purine biosynthetic protein ade1. Gene Ontology annotation, molecular function: phosphoribosylaminoimidazolesuccinocarboxamide synthase activity. The record is from RefSeq and is a predicted model, not a curated record. Gene Ontology annotation, cellular component: cytoplasm. Gene Ontology annotation, biological process: 'de novo' IMP biosynthetic process. Lineage: Eukaryota; Fungi; Ascomycota; Eurotiomycetes; Onygenales; Onygenaceae.
UCCAAAGCGUUUCGCUUGUUUUGACCGGUCCUCGUGUCCUUUUCUUAGUUGCAUCGCGCCAGUAGAAGCUGCACCCUUUUUGCCCCCCUUCUGCAGCAUAAGACCACCAUGACCCGCCAAUCGAAUGCCGAACCCUUCAUGGCCAGUAACCUUGGGGAAAUUUUCCCCUUGGUUGCACAAGGCAAAGUUAGAGAGAUCUAUAAGAUUGACGAAGAGACACUUCUCUUUGUGGCUUCAGAUAGAAUUUCUGCCUACGACGUGAUUCUGGAUAAUGGUGUUCCCAACAAGGGAGUUAUUCUUACCCUCAUUUCUGCUUACUGGUUCAAAUUCCUUAAAGCCGCUUUGCCGACUCUCCAAACGCACUUUAUCAGCCUUGAUUUGCCACACGGGAUCCCGACGGAGCUUCGACCAAAAUACCAGGACAGAAGUAUGGUUGUGCGCAAGAUCAAGGUCUUUCCAAUUGAAUCAAUUGUGCGCGGAUACAUUUCCGGCUCGGCAUGGAAGGAAUACAAAGAAUCUGGCACUGUGAAUGGUAUAUCUAUGCCAACAGGCCUGGUUGAGUGUGGCCGCCUCCCGACCGCUUUGUGGACUCCUAGCACCAAAGCUGACCAAGGAGAUCAUGAUAUCAAUAUCCAUCCUAGAGACGCUGGGAAACUUAUUGGCCAGAAAUAUGCCGACCAAAUCCAGAGCGUCUCCGUCACUCUUUACAACGUCGCAUAUGCCCAUGCUUAUUCCCACGGCAUUAUCAUCGCUGACACGAAAUUUGAAUUUGGCCUUGAUGUAGAGACUGACCAGAUCGUCCUUAUCGACGAAGUAUUGACCCCAGAUUCGUCCCGAUUUUGGCCAGUCAGCAAAUACCAGCCUGGUCGCUCCCAGGAGAGCUUUGACAAGCAGUUCCUGCGCGACUGGCUAACGUCCAACGGCUUGGCUGGAAAGCAGGGUGUCUCAAUGCCAGCGGAUAUUGCGAGAAAAACCGAACUUAAGUACCAAGAGGCAUUUGAGAGGAUCACAGGAGACGUCUUCGAGACUGGUAUGCCGUCUGUUCUGGAGGAAAGCGCUUUGGCUGAGUAA